AUGGGCCUAUCCCAGCCAAUCGUGGUCGUAGGAGUUGUCAUCGCACACCUUGAGUCCUUGACAGCCACUAUCGUCACCGGAGUGAAUAUGAAAGAACCCAACCAGCGCGACUUCCUCCCAGACUACACGCUGCUAUUCGACGGACGGAUGCCUCAGAAUCACAGUUAUCCGGUGCCUCUUCAGACUAGACUAGUCUACUCUGCCAUCACGAACUACCCGCGUCAGUUUACCGACUACCAGUUACCACUCUACCGCUCUACCAACCAACGACCUCUCAGUACAUCCAAGAUGCUCCCUCAACUUUCCCUCCUAGCCCUUCUCCCCCUCGCCAUCACAGCGACCCCCAUCUCCGCGCCUCCCGCUGGAGUCACACCUACCCCUGGCGUCAUGAUCGACGAGAUUCACGUCGACUGCCCGAACGACGCAGCCCAGCAGGCUUACAACCAGUGCUACAAUGACAGCGCGCCCCAGAACUGCGGUGACAAGCCUGGUCCCGACAAGAAGAUCUGCGAUCAGCUGUGGCAGAUCUGGUGCGGACAAGGUGCCGGCUGCAAUGUCACAGAGUCCUAA
This is a messenger RNA of Daldinia loculata, 570 nucleotides long. RefSeq lists its product as uncharacterized. The record is from RefSeq and is a predicted model, not a curated record. The transcript has 3 exons. The coding region runs from base 1 to 570 and encodes 189 amino acids. NCBI's taxonomy places the organism in Eukaryota, Fungi, Ascomycota, Sordariomycetes, Xylariales, Hypoxylaceae.